Messenger RNA from Tachysurus fulvidraco (yellow catfish), 2919 nucleotides. RefSeq names its product potassium channel tetramerization domain containing 15a (gene kctd15a). The record is from RefSeq and is a predicted model, not a curated record. The transcript is spliced from 5 exons. Gene Ontology annotation, molecular function: protein binding. The coding region runs from base 1119 to 1943 and encodes 274 amino acids. NCBI's taxonomy places the organism in Eukaryota, Metazoa, Chordata, Actinopteri, Siluriformes, Bagridae. Gene Ontology annotation, biological process: protein homooligomerization.
CUUCCCAUGUUUGUAUUUGUGUUGUUAUUUAAGUACAAUGCGCAGAUGAAAAUGAAUGAACAUGAUUUGCCUACAGCACUGUGCCUGGAGCAAAGCAGCCUUAAACCAUCUGCUUAACGUUUACAGGCGUCUCAUAUAACAGCAAUUUUUAACCUCACAAUAGCAUUUCUGAGAGGGUGCGACUGUAAAUGACAGACGUCUUUCCAAAAAAAGAUCUACCAUGUUGAAUGAACAUCUACUGUACCGGAUUCACACUGUGCUUUAAUGAAGACUUACAGUGUUCACUCUGAUGCUGAUUUGCUUCCAGCUGAAGAGCUAUCAUUAUUUGUCGGACGGCUCUGUUCACACAUUUUCCAUUUUAAAUACAAUAAUGAUAUCCAAGCUGUGAGCAGAUAUCUGAUACUGAUCUAAUUUUAUGAUGUGAUACAUCAGAGGCAUAAUGGUGAUCGGCUUUAAGAUGGUUUAUUUCCUGUGUUUAAUGCAACCUCUGUAUUGAGUUAGUCAACGUUUAAUGAAAUACAUCUGAUCCAGAGUUUCAGUCUCAGUACCAGUUCUGUUCAUUCUGAAUUACUUUCUCUUUGAUUUUGAUCCUGAUUUAUCCAUACAGGUGUUUAACAACUUCUUAGACUUUCAUCCUUUAACAAUAACAUUAUAUUAAAUCCUGACCCACACCACAGUGAGUAAUGCACAAGAACUUUGGAGCCAAUAAGAAAGUCUUUUCUGAUUAGAAAUUUUCUCUAAUACUUACUUUUCCACAUCACCUGCAGAUGCAGAUAUAUUAGGCUCCAAACCAAAUAGUUGGAUGUCAUCAAACCUUUCACAUCUCACACUCACACUCACACUCACUCCCACUACCUUUAAUUAGAAGUUUACACUUUCUCAGUGUUCCCUAAAGGUAGACACCUACAGUACAAUCUACCCCUCUCUGUCUCUCUCCCUCUCUGGUGCUCGUUAAUAAGCCUCAUCCUUUCCUGCCCUCCGGUUCUGGGGGAAAAGAAACGCAAUGCAAAUUCUCUUAAUUAGAGGUGUGCUACUAAUUCUUGAUCGAAAUGUGGAACGAGGUGGAUGUAAGAGUAAUCUCAUAGGUGUUGACAGGCCCGGAGUAUGUAUUUACGCUCAUGGAAUCAGGAGGGAGACUCGGAGCAGCAGUGCUGCAGGAGGGAAGAAGCAUGUCUCGCCUGUCUCUGACCCGCUCUCCAGUGUCUCCUCUGGCUGCACAGGGCAUCCCUCUUCCUGCUCAGCUGACUAAAGCCAAUGCCCCCGUCCACAUCGAUGUAGGAGGACACAUGUACACCAGCAGCUUGGCUACACUCACAAAGUAUCCAGAUUCAAGAAUCAGUCGGCUGUUUAACGGCACCGAGCCGAUCGUGUUGGACAGUCUGAAACAGCACUACUUUAUUGACCGGGAUGGAGAGAUUUUCCGUUACAUUCUCAGCUACCUUCGCACCAGCAAACUGCUCCUUCCUGAGGACUUCAAGGAGUUCCAGCUGCUGUAUGAGGAGGCACGUUAUUACCAGCUGAGUCCGAUGGUGAAAGAGCUAGAGCGCUGGAAGCAGGAGCGAGAGCAGCGGCGUAAGGGUCAGCCCUGUGAAUGCCUGGUGGUGCGUGUGACCCCUGACCUUGGCGAGAGGAUCGCGCUGAGUGGAGACAAAGCUCUCAUCGAGGAGAUCUUCCCUGAGACGGGAGAUGUCAUGUGCAACUCUGUCAACGCUGGCUGGAACCAGGACCCCACUCACGUUAUUCGCUUUCCCCUGAACGGAUACUGCAGACUCAAUUCCGUACAGGUGCUGGAGAGAUUGUUCCAGAAAGGCUUCACCAUGGUGGCAUCGUGUGGCGGAGGUGUGGACUCGUCUCAGUUCAGCGAGUACAUCCUCAGUCGGGAGGACAGACGCUGUCAGACCAUCCACACACCCAUCCGGAUAAAACAGGAGCCGUUGGACUAGAACUAACUCCUCCGUCAGAAGAUCUGCUGUGGACUGGGAGCUGGGUGUGUUCUUCUCCGCUGGCUCAGUGGACUACUUUUAGGAGCCCAUUGUGAUGGAACUCGAUACUCGACUGAACUCAAGCCUCAGUAGAGGGACAUGUUUAAAAGGCCAAGAUUGCAUACUGUAUCAUUUGGUCUUCCACUCCCAUUAACACUGUUGGUAUAAUAUUCAGUCAUGACCUUGUUUGUGUUUAAAACAAAAAUCUUUUUACACAAUAAUCCACGUUCCAGUUUUUCCAUCUCUACUGUGGACCAUCUCCUGCUCCAGUCUUCUGUAAAUCAGAUCCUUGCAUGUUUUUCCAAGAGCAGAGGCAUUUUUAUGAUGAUUGUGGAGUGGAGAAGUGCUUUCUAGCUGGCUGGCAUUGUGGGCAAAGCCAUAUUCCAUAGUCAUAUUUUUUUUCUUUAUCCUCCGAUGCUGCAAUAGCGACAUCCUCACUGCGAUGGAGCGUUUCCUUCUAAUCUCCUGCUGCUUAGUGACCUUCACCAUGACAGGAAUAGUUCCUGAACGCUUUAACUGAAGUGUUCUAGAUGUGUGUGUGUGACAUCACACAGAUCUACACUUUACAGAAAUCCAAUUCAAUAAUCAUCUAAGCCAUGUGUAUCGGUACAUCUGUAGUUCAGAGGUAGGAGAGGGACUGCUUACAACACAGCCACAGGAAAGUGUGUCUAAACUUAAGCAAGAGCUCACAUCCAACAGCAAACCUCGAUCCUGCAUCAAAGUGUGUUAGCCGGCUGAAAAACACAACGAUUUGGUCCAAUCAGAUUUACCCAACAUUUUUGUGGUUUAAGCGAUUUCAAAUCUUACUUAUAGUUGUUGUUGCACGCUUCAUAUUCCAUCAUAUUUAAUGAUUUCAUAUUAAAAACAUAGAUGAUUAUGGUUCCCAGGCGUUCUAAUAUGGAGAGACCAACAAAUUGCAUGGUCUCAAGGUGGAAGG